Molecule: messenger RNA, 450 nt
Organism: Anthostomella pinea
Lineage: Eukaryota; Fungi; Ascomycota; Sordariomycetes; Xylariales; Xylariaceae
Source: the annotation of a GenBank genome assembly
AUGGCGGCUAGCGACCAGAAUGACGAUAGCCAGGACACCGGCAACAUGCCCGACCUGGGCGAUGCCAUUGACAUCGUCACAUUUGGCCAGAUUCUAGAGAUGGAUGACAGCGAAGAAGAUCGUGAAUUCUCCAAGUCCAUCGUUUUCGGUUUCUUUGAGCAAGCUGAGGAGACAUUUGAGAGCAUGGACACAGCCUUGGAAGAGAAGAACCUUGACGAGUUGUAUAAGCUCGGUCACUUCUUGAAAGGCUCCUCAGCUACACUUGGUUUGACCAAGGUUAAGGACAGCUGUGAGAAGAUACAGCGAUAUGGGAAGAAGGAGAAUGAGGACGGCACCCCGGAACCCGACGAAGCGCUCUGCCUCCGCAGAAUCACCGACACGCUUGCUACAGUCAAGACGGAGUACUCAGAAGUCGAAAAGAUCCUCAAGAAGUUCUUCGAUUCUGCCUAG